Molecule: messenger RNA, 231 nt
Organism: Penicillium canescens
Lineage: Eukaryota; Fungi; Ascomycota; Eurotiomycetes; Eurotiales; Aspergillaceae
Exons: 2
Coding region: 1-231 (76 amino acids)
Source: RefSeq, a predicted model, not a curated record
AUGCUCCCGUUCUAUAUCAAUCUCCUCCGAAACUUCCCUCAAACGGCCGAUGUUAAGUCAGCCGACCAGCUGUUAGAAGAAUCCACGAGGAAACUUAUAUGGCAGCACCUGCUGGGUGAAGCCAAUAAAAAGAAGUUCUACUACAGUACAGCGGGAAAUGUCACGUUAAGGUUGGUGGGUAUUACCAUGAUCUCCAAAAUCCUAAAAGAAGGAACCAACGGUGCUCCCUAG